UCAAGGAUGGAUGGGCACUGCACUCCACGUGCAGUGCCAGCCUCUGGAGAGAGCUUAUGCGAGGAUGAGACGUGCACCGGGUGCCUGCGGAAAGGCUCCGAGUGUGGGUGGUGCUCCCAUGAGCCAUGCAGGAGGCCAGGUGGACGUUGUGGACCGGUCUGGCGGUUGCUGGCGGAGGGUUGCGCGUCGCAGCACAUCAGGACAGCCGGCGCGUGCGUCUACACGGAGGACCCGUCGGACCCCUGGGGGCCUCUGUCACCUCACCGCGCCGCCGUGUGGCUCCGGCCAGGUGACACGGCGAGCGUGCAGCUGCUGGUGAGACGGAAUUUGGGGCCACCGCCAGCACUGGACGUUUACUACCUCAUGGACGCCUCGGCCUCCAUGCUACCGCACUUUCGGGCGGCCAAGGACCUGGGUUCCCUGUUGGCUCGGGUCCUGGGAGACGCAGCUCCAAGGACUGGGCCCCCUGGAGGUGGUGCGGGCAUUCGUCGAGCGGACCACGUGCUGCACCUGGGGUUUGGGGCCUUUGUGGACAAGCCCUUGAGCCCCUUUGCCAGCAGCCUGCCUGAGCGCCGUCUAAACCCUUGCUGGUGCGUCAGGUCCUAA
Messenger RNA from Lethenteron reissneri (Far Eastern brook lamprey), 606 nucleotides. Its product is annotated as integrin beta-6-like. Gene Ontology annotation, molecular function: integrin binding. The record is from RefSeq and is a predicted model, not a curated record. Gene Ontology annotation, biological process: integrin-mediated signaling pathway; cell-matrix adhesion; cell adhesion mediated by integrin. NCBI's taxonomy places the organism in Eukaryota, Metazoa, Chordata, Hyperoartia, Petromyzontiformes, Petromyzontidae. Gene Ontology annotation, cellular component: cell surface; integrin complex; focal adhesion.